AUGAACCAACAAAGAUAUCAACACAUGAUUUCAAAUCAUCACACGUCAGCUCACGAGGCGGUACGAGGAGCGAAAGUAGGGGCAGCGCCCGGAGGAGACGGUAUACCGAACUCUCUCUGGCACAAGCUCAUCGGGGUACCGGUAAUUCUGGAAACACUGGUUCAGUUAUUCAACGCAUGCAUAAACACGGGAUACAACCCGUCACAUUUCCAGCGCUCAAUCACAGUUGUGCUCCGAAAGCAAGGUAAAAGCGACUACCAGCCCGCAAAUUCCUUCCGAUCCGUCGCGCUGCUGAACAACGCUCGGGAAGUUUCUGGAGGCAGUUGUCGCACAACGUGUGAACGGCUCAAGCCAAAUUGA
Penicillium bovifimosum is the source of this 360-nucleotide messenger RNA. RefSeq lists its product as uncharacterized. The transcript has 2 exons. NCBI's taxonomy places the organism in Eukaryota, Fungi, Ascomycota, Eurotiomycetes, Eurotiales, Aspergillaceae. The record is from RefSeq and is a predicted model, not a curated record. The coding region runs from base 1 to 360 and encodes 119 amino acids.